Messenger RNA from Styela clava, 1688 nucleotides. Its product is annotated as retinoschisin-like. NCBI's taxonomy places the organism in Eukaryota, Metazoa, Chordata, Ascidiacea, Stolidobranchia, Styelidae. Gene Ontology annotation, molecular function: signaling receptor activity. Gene Ontology annotation, cellular component: plasma membrane. The record is from RefSeq and is a predicted model, not a curated record.
CGUACCUGUUUUUUCUGGUCAUGCCAUUUUGGUCGGAAAUUGUCCGAUAUCAAAAUUCGAUGCUUGAAAAAUAAACGUAGCUGCAAGCCAAAAUGUUUGAUUGUUUGACGAAAAAAAUCUCUCCGAUUGUUUCCUGAAGUGCAUAACCGAUAAUGCUGUGAUAGGCCGCGCAUUUCGAGCUUUUGGCAUUUCUAGAUAGCAUUUAGUUGAUUCAAGGUUUUUGAAACAAGAUCGACUAUGAAAUUGGCUUGGAUUCUACGGGAGAAGAUGUUAUUGACUUUUGUUUCUACCUGUUUAUUUUCUGUAAUAAUUGCGGAUAUCAGGACAUUGAGGUGUUCGGACGAGGCACGACGGUUUACGGAAUUCCACAAUGGACUUCUCAAUGCAACAUGUGUCAAGGGCUGCCUAACAAGUUCUGUGCCAGUUAAGGGAUCAAUUGUAUACACUGAUGACUCAAGCAUAUGCAAGGCAGCUAUACACGCGGGAGUAAUCAAUAAUGAUGGAGGAUCAGUGCAGGUUCGCCGCCUUCCUGGACGCAGAUAUUAUUCAUCAACUGUACAUAAUGGCAUUAAAUCAACUCACGCUGACCAUUGGACGCACAGUUUUUCUUUCAAAUUCGAGUCAACCAAGUGUGAACGACCACUGGGACUGCGCUCACACACAUUUGCGGACAGAAAUUUCAGAUCUUCAGGAGUUUUUCUUACGUGGAUGGGCGACUGGCAUUCUUACAAAGCCCGUCUUGAUAAGGGAUCAUUGGUUAAUGCAUGGAGACCAGCAGUUGAUGAUAAAGCACAAUGGUGGCAGGUCGAUCUGGGAGAAAUUUACGAAGUAAGAGGAAUAGUAACCCAGGGAUCUAAAAGAUUAAGAGAAGAACAGUACAUUAAGUCGUUUAACAUUCAGAACAAAAUUUCUGAUCGUUUCGAGUGGCUAUAUGCAUUGAAUGAGACUGGAUUACCUAAGACAUUCGAAGGAAACACGGACGCCGACGGAAGAGUGACCAACAAUUUUUAUCCUAGAUUCGCUGCCAGAUACCUUCGUUUGAUUCCAUUAUCAUGGAAAAAUCAUAUUUCACUGAGGGCAGAAGUAAUAGUUUGUGAUUUGAACCCUGAACCUGAACCAGACAAUGUGAAAUAAAGAGAAUGGGUUAUAGUCCAGAGUUUCCCAAACUUUCUGGGCCGCGGACCCCUAUUUGAGAAUCCUAAUUUUGACGGACCCCCACGCUUUGCCUAUCAAUUCCAGUGCCUUACCAACAAGUAAAGAUAAUGUUUCAAUCCACAACACAGAUGACAUUAAUGUGAUGAAUUAGCUUGCUUCUCACUGCACAAUUUUUCGAUUCUCGGAGCAAUUUGUGACAAGCAAACCUAUAGACCGGGCUGCAAGUCUCUACCUGUAUUUUGUCAUCAUAAUUAUAAGAGUGAAAAUGCUGCAUCACAAAUGUUGGUCGUUGCAAAAGAAUUUUCAUUUGACUUUUCUGACAGCAAUGGAUAUUCGUUCGCGAAGCUCAAGCAAAAAUAUGCAAUUUACCUUUAAUUGAAAUCAAUCAUUAAAUACCGAACAGACUUUACAUAUCGUUGUGGACCCCCUCUGCAGUUGUCACGGACCCCCGCACCACAGUUUGGGAAACCCUGGGUUAUACUGUAAUUUUUGUGGACUGUAGAUAACAUAAAAUAUAACAAAGCAUCUCACAA